AAUCCACUACCGAACUUCCUGCAAGUGAGCGAAUUGAUCGCCUGUGGCAUUGAAGUUGACUCGGCUUAUAAACCGAUACUGAAGAUGGAGCAAUUAGGCAAAACUGUAGCAGGGGAACGAACGUUAAGUGAUGCGUAUGUGAGGAUUGGUGAAGUGGGCGAUGAGAUUGCAAAAAUUUGCAGUUCACAAGGGAAAAGUGCCGUUAUCGUGUGUGAUGCGAUUGGCAUUGACGCGCUGUUUAGGCGAAUCACUCGACGAAGUGAUAUUCCCGAGAAUUUGGAGUCGACAGCAUACAUGCAAAGAUGUUAUCCACAAUGCUCUACGAUCACACUGGAGUGGAAUGCAAAAACGCGCUGUUGGCAAUGCAAAUCGAACGCAAUUCCACCAAUGACAAUGUUCCAUACGACUAACAUUGUGAAAAUUCCCUCAUUUGGUCGGAACACCAAAUUCUCCGAUAUACCAUCGGAACAAGAACCACUUUAUUGA
Molecule: messenger RNA, 486 nt
Organism: Anisakis simplex (herring worm)
Lineage: Eukaryota; Metazoa; Nematoda; Chromadorea; Rhabditida; Anisakidae
Source: the annotation of a GenBank genome assembly